AUGUUGGAUGACUCUUCAGUAGAUGUCACUCCGAUAAAGAGAAGACCAUUAUCAUUAUCGGAUAUAGGCAAUGAUGAAGAUGAUGACAUAUGCCCAACACAAGCACCAGCCCUAGAUACCUCUAUCUCUGAUGACAACAAUAACAAUAAUAACGACAACAAUAACAAUACAUCAUCAUCGUCACAGGGUGCUACUGAUACUUCACAGAUAUGGGGAGAGUUGCUAUCACUUGGUGACAAGGUAUCCACUGUCAAACUAUCCGAAGAGUCCUUGGUCGUCGGCCGUCUAAAGACAUGCAACGUGACCAUACCAGAGAUGGUAGUGAGUGCCAAGCACUGUCGUCUAUUCAAAAGGAAUGACUCCAUCUUCAUUCAAGACCUGAGUACAAAUGGUACAUUCGUCAAUGGAAGACCUGUUGGACGUGGCAACCUGCAAGUUGUGAAGAAUGGAGAUACAAUCAGUUUUGCCAGCGCAUCGACGGACAAUCAAUUGGCAUACAUGCUCAGGGAUAUGAAGUUGGAUCAGAAACUACCUCAGCAGGUGUGGCAGACACUCGCCAGGAAGAAGAUAUUGACCGACUAUGAUAUCAUUGGUGAGCUGGGUCGUGGAACAUUCAGCGUGGUCUAUCUAGGCGUGAACAAGAACAACGCCACAAAGGUGGCAAUCAAGGACAUUGACUUGGCCAAAUACCAAGGCAACCCAAGAUACAUGAACCAACUCAAUCGCGAGAUUGACAUCCUACGCUCAAUCAGACAUCCCAACAUUGUACAUAUCCAUGAAAUAUUCCAGAGUGAUCAACAUGUCUUUAUCGUCAUGGAGUUGGCCACUGGAGGCGAGUUAUAUGAGAAGCUGGAGAAUGACGGAUCAUUGAGCGAGAGUGAUGCCAGACUGAUAUUCAUUCAAUUGCUCAAGGCUGUGGAGUAUCUGCACUCACUUGGAAUUGCACAUCGUGACCUCAAGCCUGAGAACAUCCUGUUUGACUAUGACCAGGCCAAUCCACUACAUGUCAAGGUUACCGACUUUGGAUUGGCACGUGUAAUUGGUCAAGGAGAGUUGGCCAAGACACUAUGUGGCUCGCCACUCUAUAUUGCGCCAGAAGUUAUUGUAUCAAAGACCAAGAGUUACGCAGUGGCAGACUUUAACAAAGGUUAUGGAUUCUCAUGUGAUGCAUGGUCACUUGGUGCACUGUUAUAUGUUAUAUUGAGUGGCGAUCCACCUUUCGACGAUGACUCUGAUCAGAUGACAUCCACACCAACAAUAUUUACACAGAUAAUGUCAGGAGACAUAUCGUAUCCAGAACAUAUUUGGAAUGAAUCAUUGAUAUCAAAAAAUGCUCAACACUUGGUAAAACGAUUAUUGACAGUUGAUCCAAAUGAGCGUAUUACAAUCAAGGAGGCAUUGAAUCAUCCUUGGAUCACUACAGACCCAUCAUCAUCGUCAUCAACCACCAUAACUACCAACUCUACUAUUAUUGACAGGAAGAGAUUGAAGAUGUCUGGAGGUUUAGAAAAUGAUGAUGAAGACUACGAUGGAGCGGAUGAUCCAACAAUCAAGAAGAUGAGGACCAUUAUGGAAUAA
This is a messenger RNA of Acytostelium subglobosum LB1, 1578 nucleotides long. RefSeq lists its product as hypothetical. Lineage: Eukaryota; Evosea; Eumycetozoa; Acytosteliales; Acytosteliaceae. Bases 1 to 1578 code for a protein of 525 amino acids. Gene Ontology annotation, molecular function: protein binding; ATP binding; protein serine/threonine kinase activity. The record is from RefSeq and is a predicted model, not a curated record. Gene Ontology annotation, biological process: protein phosphorylation; mitotic DNA damage checkpoint signaling. Gene Ontology annotation, cellular component: cytoplasm; nucleus. The transcript has 6 exons.